This is a messenger RNA of Aethina tumida (small hive beetle), 1083 nucleotides long. RefSeq names its product dipeptidase 1-like. The transcript has 7 exons. Gene Ontology annotation, molecular function: metallodipeptidase activity. Lineage: Eukaryota; Metazoa; Arthropoda; Insecta; Coleoptera; Nitidulidae. Bases 1 to 1083 code for a protein of 360 amino acids. The record is from RefSeq and is a predicted model, not a curated record. Gene Ontology annotation, biological process: proteolysis.
AUGGCUGCGGCAAAAAUUCGCGACAAAUUCAGCCGGUUACAAUUCAAUAACUCUUGUCAAGUUCAUUGUAAAUUCAGGUACACCGAUGAGCGUGCCUUCUGGGCGGCGUACGUCCCGUGCGAUUCCCAAUACAAGGACGCGGUCCAGCUGACAUUAGAACAAAUCGACGUAAUCAGGAGGUUCACUGAAUUGUAUCAUCCAAGACUGACGCUCUGCACAUCAUCCGAAGAAAUUAAGGAGGCCCACAAAAAGCACCAAUUGUGUUCGCUGAUAGGAGUCGAGGGGGGACACUCCUUGGCUGGGAGCUUGGCCGUCUUGAGGACCCUCUAUCACGUAGGCGUCAGAUAUCUGACCCUCACAUCUACGUGCAACACACCCUGGGCCGAUUGUUCUCUGACUGAUAUGCCCGGACGGAAGCCCGAACACGGGGGACUCACCGAUUUCGGGAAGAGCAUCAUCAGGGAGAUGAACCGCUUAGGAAUGAUAGUGGACCUGUCGCACGUGUCGGUCGGAACGAUGCGCGACGUCCUCCAGGUCUCCAAGGCGCCGGUGAUCUUCAGCCACUCUUCUGCUCAUGCGCUCUGCAACUCGACGCGCAACGUGCCCGACGAGACGCUGCGCAAACUGGCCCUGAACAAAGGCGUCGUCAUGGUCAACUUCUACUCGCACUUUUUGACCUGCAACAACGUCUCCACCGUCGCCGACGCCGUCGGUGAGUAUAACGAUUACAAAUUGUUCUGUUGGCAGUCGACGGACAAUGAAAUUGCCCUUGCCCACAUAAAUCAUAUAAGAGAAGUGGCUGGUGUGGAUAAUGUGGGGCUGGGAGCAGGCUACGACGGGAUUAACUACGUUCCCCAAGGUCUGGAGGACGUGUCCUCCUACCCGACGCUCUUCGCCGAAUUAAUCGGCACGGGCAAGUGGAGCGUGGAGGAUCUGAAAAAAUUGGCGGGUCUGAAUUUCCUCAGGGUGUUCCGCGAGGUCGAGAGGAUUAGGGACGAGUACAGGAAGGCGAACGUGGCUCCUUACGAGGACGUACUGUCGCCGAAGCCCAAGGAGAACAACUGCAGCUCGCAGGAUCAUUGA